This is a messenger RNA of Hylaeus anthracinus, 4475 nucleotides long. It is a transcript of the gene Mgat2, whose product is annotated as alpha-1,6-mannosyl-glycoprotein 2-beta-N-acetylglucosaminyltransferase. The coding region runs from base 1217 to 2899 and encodes 560 amino acids. The transcript has 8 exons. Gene Ontology annotation, cellular component: Golgi membrane; Golgi stack. Gene Ontology annotation, molecular function: alpha-1,6-mannosylglycoprotein 2-beta-N-acetylglucosaminyltransferase activity. NCBI's taxonomy places the organism in Eukaryota, Metazoa, Arthropoda, Insecta, Hymenoptera, Colletidae. Gene Ontology annotation, biological process: oligosaccharide biosynthetic process; protein N-linked glycosylation. The record is from RefSeq and is a predicted model, not a curated record.
GCGUUUAGCAUUUCGUUAUCUAUGCUCCAAGUGCAGAAACGUGGUGAUUCAAUAAUCGGUAGUUAUUGAGUUAGCCGUAAGCCACAUAUGUAAUCCGCGAUCUUAAAUCGGCGCGGUAGAGUCUCGUGGUUUUAUCGUAUUUUCCCGACGCUAGGAAAAUGGCGACAGUAGACACUAUUAUGCAAAGGAACCAGCGCCACUGACCACUGCACGUGGAAACACCGAGAUGUCGAGCGCGAGAUGGUCCCGAGUUGCUCUUUUUCGGAGACCCGAGAAAAGAGCGUACCCGACGAAGACCAAGGGGAGAGGGUACAUAGAAGGAACGCGAGAGAGACGGGAAAAAAGGGGGAAGGUUAGAAAGAGUUUUAUCGUUGCUCGCGAGGCUCCUUGUGCUCUCGAGUAGGUUCCCUCUUCUCCUCGCGUCCCUGUUCCCUUGCUCGUGGCGAGGAUAUCGCGGUUAGCUUGCUCACGGAUAUCCGCAUUGUUUCGCGUCAACCAGCCAAGUCAGCUGACCUACAUUGCACAGGCACCGGAGCAAAAUGGUAUAUCGAGCCACUCGAUGCUCGUCUACGGAAAACCACUCCGCGAUCCCGAGAGACCUUCUCAUCGAUGCCGCCUCUUCUCUUCUCUUCUCCGAUUCGUCAUCCUACGCCGGCAGCGUCGCCGCUACCCCUUCCAUCGACACGGCUACGUUCCGCGGGGGAUUCUACGUGCGGAACGUCGUCGCGGGUUCUGCGUCGAUCGGUCCACCGAAGUCUGUCCAGCCUGCUUACCGAGAGUUCGCGAUACGAACUGCCGCGGCGGGACGUUCGACGAACAGUUGUGUGCUCGCGCGGAAAACGAAAUUCCGCUCACCUUGACGCGUUCGCUGCCCCAUCAGUUGGAUAAACGCGGACCACGCUGCAUUUCUAACGACGUACACGAGGCAGAGGGAGGGCGGAAGGUGGGAAAAAUGCCCUCUUUUUACGAUUUCAGCGAAAUGAAGGACCAUCCGUCGCGUGGUAUCACCGAUACGAGGUAAGACGAUCCGCCUUCCCUUCGAUAAGACUCGACGCGCCAAGCGAUAAACGAUGGGCGCCGAAAACGUCGUCGACCAACAGUUUCACCGGCUACGGAUUCGCGUAAACCACAGCUCCCCAGUAAAUGAACUGGCGAAAGUGAAGCAACUUAACGCUGCGUCAAACUUGUUUCAGAACGGUCGCGUAGGAAUGUCAGAAUGAGAGGAGCUGUGCUACUGGGAGCGGUAAGAUCGGUCCGUGGAACUUUUCGGAGAACAAUCGUUCUCGUCUUCCUGGCGACAUUUCUUUGGCUGCAGCUGAACGUGAUCAGCCUGACUGGCCGAGACUCCGCUGCCCAAUCAUCCUCGAACGAAACCCUGUUCGCCCUCGUGCCCCAAGAAUUGCAUAGGUUCCUCAAGGACCGUCGAAAUGGCAGUUCUACGUCCCCGAACUCAACUUCCGAAGUGCUAACCGAGCUGGAAAUCGCAGAGAUACGACGCAACAUACAAAAGUCAAAUGCAGAGCAGAGGGUGUACAACGAGGAGGCGUUUGGUCCGCUGGCGCCGGACGCCCCCGUGAUAGUGGUCCAGGUGCACACUCGUCUCACGUACCUCAGACACCUGAUCGUGUCCUUGGCCCAGGCAAAAGGCAUCGAGCAAACCCUUCUUGUCUUCAGCCACGACGUAUGGCACCCAGACAUCAAUUAUCUCGUGCAGAGCGUCGACUUUUGUCGCGUCAUGCAAAUCUUCUACCCCCACAGCAUCCAGACGCAUCCUAGGACCUUUCCAGGAGAGGAUCCCAAUGAUUGUCCGCGAAAUAUUCGCAAGGAACAAGCAUUGAACCUGGGAUGCAUCAACGCCAAACAUCCCGAUCUCUACGGUCACUACAGAGAGGCCAAGUUCACGCAGACGAAGCACCACUGGUGGUGGAAGGCCAACCGUGUGUUUGAUCAGUUGUCGAUCAUGAGGAACCACACGGGCAUGGUGCUCUUCCUCGAGGAGGAUCAUUACGUUGCCGAAGACUUUUUACACGUUCUCAGACUGAUGGAACGGACCUGCAAACAUAGCUGCGAGCGAUGCAACGUCCUGUCCUUGGGCACUUACCUCAAGACGUACAAUUACUUCGCCGACUUUAAUCGAAAGUUCCUUGGCGUCACCAGCGCCCUGCAAAAGGAGCUCCUGCGCGGAUUAAAGAGGCGGGAAACAUCGGCGGGGCAGCAGGCUGCAAGGGCCGAGGGCAUCGGCAGCGGGGCAUUACCGAGCAGCAGCGUCGCCACCGGCACGAGCAGCACCGGAAACUCCAGUGUGAUCGGUAGCGGCACCGGUGGCGCCAAUUCCGCCAGUCGGAACGCGCUGACGGCGCAACCAGCUCCCGCAUGGGCUUUCCAGCUCCUGCCCGGUCUCUACAGUCAUUACCAAAAGGCCGAGGUAAUCCCUUGGAUCUCCAGCAAACACAACAUGGGAAUGGCGUUCAAUCGCGUCACGUGGAACAAAUUACGAAAAUGCGCCUCGCAGUUCUGCUCGUACGACGAUUACAAUUGGGAUUGGAGCCUUCAACACAUAGCUCAAAGCUGCGUGCCUCCUAGCAAAGGUGCUGGAGUCGCACCGCGAACCGAAUCUGGCCUGGUCACGAUGAUGAUGAGGGCGCCCAGGGUCUUCCACAUUGGAGAAUGCGGCGUUCACCACAAGAAGAACAACUGUGAAUCGACUGCCACGAUAGCGAAGGUUCAGAACGUGCUGAAGGCCGCCCAGGAUCAUCUGUUUCCUAAUCGGUUGACGCUCACCGUGGCUGGUACUGCAAAAAAAACGAAACUCAGGAAGGGCAACGGUGGAUGGGGCGACGUACGAGAUCAUCGACUCUGUUGGAACAUUACCGUUUUCCCAGACCUGGUUUUACCUUGAAUUCACGAACGAGCCACGGGGAUCCUGUGUCGUUCUCGAGAUUCCCAACCAUGAAAAAGCCUCGCGCCAUGCCAUGCUACGCUACGUCUAACUUAGCCUCGCCUCGCCUCGCCACGCGUCGUCACGCGUCUUGUUUCGUGUCUCUAGAGAGAGACUCUCCUUUAACAAGUUCCUUAGUGUCGGUGAGAAACUCUACCAGUCGCGUCGAUCGAAACGAAUUUUCUCGAUCGCGCGCGAACGUCGUCUAAUUUCACCGACGGUAUCGUUUGUCCUUUGCCGCUUGUCGUGUCGCACGAUAUCCUUAGCAUCUUAUAAGGAGACCCUAGGUGCAGAGUCGGGCUGGUCGAUGAGGUUUUGCACAGUGAUAGAGCUUCGAGUACGGAAGCCAGUGAUUGUGGUAAUACGAUUAAUAGUUUGCGAGAUAGUUAAUGUUAAAGUUUUGGUGGUCUAGUCAUCUGCAACAGUGAAGUAACAAGUUUUCAGCUAAGAGUAGGGUUACCAGCUGUACUCUUCUUGUGAUAGUGAAGCGACAUACUCUCAUGUUUCACACGUCGAGUGUACUCCUUUAAUUGCAAAACUACUUGCAAUGUACGUGGUUAUCUACUUUAAUCUGUGAUUUGAUUUUUGUGAUGUUACUAAUUGUAGGUCCUGGACGUUCGAUUAAAAUUUUGUAUUUAUGUCAAUGAAAAGUAUAUUCCAGAAUUUCUUUUAUUUCAUUGAAUACCUGCUAUAUUUUACACACAUCAACACUACAUCCCUUUCCCCUAGAUCUGACUUAUGGAUCGAUAUUUUUUAGAGUAUGUCUUACAUACUCUUCUUAUGAUCCAGGUAAAGGAAUUAAAAGGAGUGUAUUUGGUGAGGUGCUUGUCUCACCACGUGCCAACAAUACUUGUCUGGUACAAAUUCAAGCCUACUAUAUGUAUAUGAUUAAAUAUUAAAAGUCUUAAAUUCCUUCAUUUUAUUCCCAUUUAUAGAAUAGACAUUUUAGUAUAUCACGAAUUGAAAAUUAACGAAAAUAGAAAACAAACAUAAUUAUGAUAGAAACUUGUAUUCAUAUACAAAUAUAAAAUAUACGAAAGAAAGAAAAGAAUAGUUAUCGCCAUUACUGUGCAGAACCUCAUCGACCAUUCUUAGUACUUACUCGGUACUAAUAGUUUCCUCGUUGGUAUUUGCCGUCGUCGUAGUGCUAAGGUUAUCGAACGAUUCGCACGGCGACGACUCGAUUUCGAUUUCGCGAGUGUAACCGACGGGUUAGGGUGUCGCGAUCGUCGCGGAGGAUCCUUGUUAGCAUAUCGUAUCGUAUUCUAGUCGUCGCACCUAACACGCGUACCAAGAGAUACAGUGGGUCAACAAAGUAUUUUCGUAAACGAUAAAAAGCUUUCUUGAUCCAGUGUACAUCGGAGAUUCGAUCUUUCAACGAAUCUGAUCGCUUCGUGACGAUUCGGACGAAGAAACGACUCGCGAACCACCAAAGCCAUCCACGAGUCGCUUUCGAAAUCUACAUAGGGUACAUUUUAUAUUUAUAACGACACCAACGAAAAUAAACUGAAUCGAUCGAUUUUCUCGUAUCCAUCCA